AUGCCUACCUUACAAAUCUUGAUCAUCUUCCUCUUAUGCUUCUUCUUCAUUCCUGACCACAUUGGCACAGUAAGCGCCGGCGCCUGUGCCGAAUCAUCAUGCUCUUCUAGUUAUAUCUCAUCGAUUCCGAUUAAAUUCCCUUUCCAGCUAAAGACCCUAGAGCCCUCACGUUGUGGGUAUGAAGGGUUUGAUGUCUCAUGCAACAAAAGCAACCACAGUCAAACCCUUCUCACUCUCCCAUCUUCCGGGGACUUCAUCGUCCAAGGAAUCUACUACUUGCGUCAAAGACUAGUGAUUGCUGACCCCGCUAACUGCUUGCCUAGGCGGUUCCUAGAACAUGACUUCAGUUUAAUAGGUUCACCCUUCUCAUUCAUCCAUGGCCUCGAAAACUAUACGUUCCUCAACUGCUCCUACCAAGUAGAAACAUCGCAUGAAUCUAUUUCUUGCCUUAGCAAUAAGCUCUACAAGGUCAUUGGUGUGCCGUCGAAAUCGAUUAAUUUUUCUGCUCCUUCUCUUUGUUCUGUGAUUUCCACAGCUUUGGUUCCACUCUCAGGUUCAUUUGAGUCCGAUGGCCGGGACAUGCUUAACUAUUAUUUUGAGUUAGCAUGGGAUGUGCCUGAUUGUCGAUUUUGUGAACAAUCGGGUAACGUUUGUGGGUUCAAGGAUGGUAAAAGCUCGGAGCUCAAGUGCUCAAGUAUUUAUUCUUCAAAAAAAGGUCUCUCAGGAAUUGCAAAGUACGCUUUCAUGGCAUUCACUGGGAUCAUGGCAAUAAUUUUCAUCCUUACUCUUGUACUUCGACUGAGGGAUUCUGACCGGGCACACCAACCCAUGACAGAGCUAUCCACCGUAACAGAUCGACAGCCUCUGGUAAUCAGGAUAGGCCUUGACGAUGCAACCAUCGAGUCAUAUCCCAAGACUCAACUUGGUGAGAGUUGGGAAUUGCCCAAGCCUAAUGACAAUACUUGCCCAAUAUGUUUGAGCACGUACAAGCCGAAAGAAACAUUGAGAACCAUAUCAGAGUGCAACCAUUAUUUUCAUGCUAGUUGUGCAGAUGAGUGGCUUAGGCAUUCUUUGUCUGAAAUUUUGAAGCUGUAA
Molecule: messenger RNA, 1095 nt
Organism: Prunus dulcis (almond)
Lineage: Eukaryota; Viridiplantae; Streptophyta; Magnoliopsida; Rosales; Rosaceae
Product: RING-H2 finger protein ATL22-like
Exons: 3
Coding region: 1-1095 (364 amino acids)
Molecular function (GO): polysaccharide binding
Source: RefSeq, a predicted model, not a curated record